Molecule: messenger RNA, 3096 nt
Organism: Coregonus sp. 'balchen'
Lineage: Eukaryota; Metazoa; Chordata; Actinopteri; Salmoniformes; Salmonidae
Source: the annotation of a GenBank genome assembly
AUGUCACUCCCUCAAAGUCGGAAGCCCUCUGCAGGUCAGCACAGGUAAUGCUGCUCCCUUCUCUCCCUAUAUGGUAUUUUUGCUAAUGUGUGAUGAUCUCAAGUGAUGAUGUAUGAAAAUGACUGCACCAAGCAGCACACACAUGUUAGGGUAAUAUGGUGCCACAUGUAUAGUGAGUGAGUUGUUGGAAGCAAGGCAUUGAUUUUGUUUGUUUUCUUAAUGUUAGUGACUGAUGGUCUCAUCAAUAUGUAACAUUAACAUAGCCUCUCUGUUACAGGCGGUCAGUGGCCACUAGCAGUGGGCGCCAUUCCUAUAGCGAUGCCUCCAAUACCAACACUUACCCCACCAACACUUACCCCGGCAGGGCUAGUGAGGGCAGUCCUACAGCCCGGACAUAUCCUGGCACACCCAGGUAAAACACAUCAUCUGUACAUCAUAUGCAAGACCCAUGCAAACAUAAUUUUGUUUUAAGAAUCUUAUUUUUUUUGGUCGAGGCCAAAAUAUCAUGCAUUAAAGAUGAUUCAGAAGAAAACAGAGCCAAUGUUUUUAGAAUAAGGUGCAAAUUAAAAAUGUAAUGUAGUCUUGAGAUUCAUAAUUUAUUAGGUGCAGAGCUUGCAUAAAAACCCCACUGACAUCUACUCAUAAGAUAUAAAGCCGGCUGCUCACCUCAGUGAAAACGAAUUCCUCUUCCUCAACCUCUCUUAUGAUGACAGUUCUUUACAGUUCAUUAUCUGAUAAUCUGAUGCAUAACUGAUAAUCACUAUAAACACCCCUAUGCAAACCCAGGCAUCAGGUGAAGCAUGCAACCUGCAGUGAUAACCAUGGGAUUUGGCCCCCCACACCAGAGCAGUACCUCACCCCGCUGCAGCAGAAGGAGGUGUGUAUCAGACACCUGCGAGCCAGGCUGAGGGAGAAUGUCCAGACGCUGCAGCACAGGUGAGUCUGAAGGGAUGCGUCGUGACAAAGAAGCGGAAUCUUUUUCAGAUAGGAAGUGGCUGACUUGUUUAAAAAUAGCAUAUUGUAGAUCUCAUAAAAGUGGCUCUUCCACAACCCAACUCUUGGGUUGCAUGCAACCACACUAUGAUUACAAAAAUAUCAACAUCAAUAACGGUCUAGCAUUUCACUACAGAAACUGGCCUGGGAUAGUAUCUCUAAGACCUUUUAAAGCUGGAAUCCUUCAUGGUGAAACUGCCACGUCUGUUUGGGAUAUUACAACAACAAAGAAGUUACUGCAAACCACGAACACUGUUUUUUUCCCCCUCUGACAUCAUUGCACGUUCGAUAGAACAGCAGAAUAUGUACUGCCAUUUUUUUACCACACUGCUCAACGCACCUUACCAUCUGUUUUGUCCACAAAACAAUAACAAAAGUGCAGGGGUGGAUAGUGGUGCUGUUUCCCCUAAUACGGAUUCCAUCUUUAAGGCAUACCAAUCAUUGAUUCUCUGCCCUAGGUAGCCCACAUACUCUCAACCUCUCUCUCUCUCUCUCUCUCUCUCUCUCUCUCUCUCUCUCUCUCUCUCUCUCUCUCUCUCUCUCUCUCUCUCUCUCUCUCUCUCUCUUUCUCUCUCUCACAGGGACAGUGAGAUAGCUGAGAUGAAGACCCAGCUGUGUCGGAUGCAGGAGGACUGGAUAGUGGAGGAGUGUCACCGUGUGGAGGCCCAGCUGGCUCUGAAGCAGGCGCGCAGGGAGAUCCAGCACUUACACGAGGUCGUGGAGACAGUACGAUCAAACCUCGGCACCCCAGAAAAAGCCCCCUACGGACAAAAGCCAUACCUCUCACCGCAGGGACCCCGGACAGCAAGGUCCCGCUCCUGUGGGUGCUCCCCAGCCAGCACCCUGAGCCGCAGCACCACCUACACCCGGCUGAGCAGUGAGGCCCUGCAUGUGGACCGCAAUGGAAACGCCCCAGGGCCUGACCCGCGUGCAGCGGCACGGGCAGAAAGGGGGCGGACCCAUCUGCAUCUGGAGGCGGCCCUUCUGUCAGAGCAGCAAACCCCGUCUGGCCCCGCCCUGAUCCACGGCCCCUCCUCCUCUACCAUGCCACGCUCCUCCACCUACGAGAGGCUGUGCAGUGGAGGGGCUUUGCUGCCAGUCUCCCACUCCUGCCACUCCCUGAAUAACAGCUGCAGGUGCAGCGGACACACCUACCUCCCUCAUCACCACCUCUUCCUUCACCUCCCCCAGGAGGAGCCCCCGGCUGCAUUGGCAGCGGUUGCUGCUGUCCCCGUGAGGGAGGCGAAACCGGAGGUCCGAUCCCAGGCCUGCAGCCCCACCAUGACCUGGGUCUCAGAGGAAGGAGGGGGAGAGGAGCUGAGCAUCAUCUCCCUGGAAACAACCGACAUCACCCCAGCCUACUCAGAGCAACAGCCGUUCCCUCCCUCCUUGUCUUCCUCCUCUCCCCCCCAGCCAUUCCCUCCCUCCUUGUCUUCCUCCUCUCCCCACCAGCCAUUCCCUCCCUCCUUGUCUUCCUCCUCUCCCCCCCAGCCAUUCCCUCCCUCCUUGUCUUCCUCCUCUCCCCCCCAGCCAUUCCCUCCCUCCUUGUCUUCCUCCUCUCCCCCCCAGCCAUUCCCUCCCUCCUUGUCUUCCUCCUCUCCCCCCCAGCCAUUCCCUCCCUCCUUGUCUUCCUCCCCUCCUCCCCAGCUCUCCUACAACCUAGAGCCGCUGCCUCCAGAUGGCCAUGUGGAGAUGACAAUGAUGCCAACAGUGGCCCAAACCUGCGAGCCCAAGCCUGGGCCACUGUUGUCACCAGAGAGGCAAGGAGGCACGACAGUGGUGGAGGAUGAAGAGAAGGGUGAAGCUGUUGAGGCUGUUGAAGUUGAAGGUGAAAACAUUGUGGGAGGGGAAGAGGGGGAGGACGGGGCUCCCCAGCGGAACUUCUGGAGCCGAUACUUACUGGUGGACCUGUUGGCGGUGGCAAUGCCGGUGGUGCCGACGGUGGCCUGGCUGUGCCAUGGGGCCUCGCGGGAGGUCAUGCCUGCGUACCACAUCGGUUCUCUGCUACGGGGCUGCUGCGCUGUGGCCCUUCAAUCUCUGCGACGCUCGGGACGUGGCAGUGGCCGUGCCCCCACAAGCAUGAAUGGGGCGACCAAUAUCUGA